Centropristis striata (black sea bass) is the source of this 7828-nucleotide messenger RNA. Its product is annotated as unconventional myosin-IXa-like. Gene Ontology annotation, molecular function: ATP binding; microfilament motor activity; protein binding. Bases 108 to 7295 code for a protein of 2395 amino acids. Lineage: Eukaryota; Metazoa; Chordata; Actinopteri; Perciformes; Serranidae. Gene Ontology annotation, biological process: intracellular signal transduction. The transcript is spliced from 44 exons. Gene Ontology annotation, cellular component: myosin complex. The record is from RefSeq and is a predicted model, not a curated record.
GGAGGUGACGGAGCAGCGGACUGAAGGCGCAGAGGAGGAGCUGGGAUGUCCUGAGCGAGUCCUCGGGGCCCAGAGAACGCUGAGCUGAUGGGACCUGCUGCGCCGCCAUGAGCUCACAGGAUGGCGGCUGCAGCUACGCCAGCAGCGCCAACAUGGCCACCGCUAGCGGCAGCAUGCGGCGGCGCCUGGAGGACCAGGAGUUCAGCCUGCGCGUGUACCCGGGCGCCCUGGCCGAGGGCACCAUCUACUGCCCCGUCUGCGCCCGCAAGAACACCACCGCCGCCGAGGCCAUCGAGUGCCUCAUCGAGCGGCUGCGCCUGGACCGCACCAAGUGCUACGUGCUGGCCGAGGUCAAGGAGUUCGGCGGCGAGGAGUGGAUCCUGAACCCCGGCGACUGCCCCGUCCAGAGGAUGAUGCUGUGGCCGCGCAGCGCCCUGGAGAACCGCAGCGGGCUCUGCAGCGGCGACGACUACCGCUUCCUCCUGCGGGAGAAGAACCUGGACGGAUCCAUCCACUACGGCGGCAGCCUGCAGAUGUGGCUGCGGGUCACUGAGGAGCGGCGCCACCUGGUGGAGCGGGGUUUCCUCCCCCAGCCCGCAGGGAGCGACCCCCCGUCCGACCUGUGCGCGCUCCCGGAGCUGACGGAGCGCAGCAUCCUGGAGAGCCUGCGCGCUCGUUUCCGCCAGGAGAAGAUCUACACGUACAUCGGGAGUAUUCUCAUUGUGAUUAACCCUUUCCAGUUCCUGCCCGUCUACAACCCCAAAUACGUCAAAUUAUACGACAACCACACGCUCGGGAAGCUGGAGCCGCACAUCUACGCCGUGGCGGACGUGGCGUACCACGCCAUGCUGCAGCGCAGGAAGAACCAGUGCAUCGUGAUCUCUGGGGAGAGCGGCUCGGGGAAGACCCAGAGCACCAACUUCCUCAUCCACCACCUGACGGCGCUCAGCCAGAAGGGCUUCGCCAGCGGCGUGGAGCAGAUCAUCCUGGGGGCGGGGCCUGUGCUGGAGGCGUUCGGGAACGCAAAGACAGCCCACAACAACAACUCCAGCCGCUUCGGCAAGUUCAUCCAGGUCAACUACCAGGAGAGUGGCACAGUGAGGGGAGCGUACGUGGAGAAGUACCUGCUGGAGAAAUCCCGUCUGGUGUACCAGGAGCACAACGAGAGGAACUACCAUGUGUUCUACUACCUGCUGGCUGGAGCCAGUGAAGAGGAGAGGAAGUCCUUCCACCUGCUGCAACCUGAGGAGUACCACUACCUCAACCAGAUGACAAAGAAAUCUCAUAAACUCCACUGGGACAAUUACUAUGAGAGCGACCUGCAGGACUGCUUCACGGUGGAAGGAGAAGAUCUGAAACACGACUUUGAGCGUCUGCAGCUCGCCAUGGAGAUGGUCGGCUUCCUGCCCAGCACACGCAAACAGAUCUUCUCUCUGCUGUCGGCGAUCCUCCACCUGGGAAACAUCCGCUACAAGAAGAAAACCUACCGAGACGACUCCAUCGACAUCGUCAACCCCGAGGUGCUGCCCAUCGUCUCCGAGCUGCUGGAGGUCAAAGAGGAGAUGCUGCUGGAGGCUCUGACCACCAGGAAGACGGUGACUGUCGGGGAGCGCCUCAUCGUGCCCUACAAACUCGCUGAGGCGGGCACGGUGAGGGACUCGAUGGCCAAGUCUCUGUACAGCGCGCUGUUUGACUGGAUUGUGUUCAGGACUAACCACGCUCUGCUGAACAACAAGGACCUGGAGGACACCUCAAAGAUCCUGUCCAUCGGAGUUCUGGAUAUUUUCGGUUUUGAGGAUUAUGAAAAUAACAGCUUCGAACAAUUCUGCAUCAACUUCGCCAACGAACGACUGCAGCACUACUUCAACCAGCACAUCUUCAAGCUAGAGCAGGAGGAGUACCGGGCCGAGGGAAUCACCUGGCACAACAUCGACUACAUCGACAACAGCGGCUGCCUCAACCUCAUCAGCAAGAAACCCACAGCGCUGUUCCACCUGCUGGACGAGGAGUGCAACUUCCCUCAGGCCUCCAAUCAGACCUUGCUGGACAAGUUCAAGCGUCAGCAUGAAGGAAACAGCUACAUCGAGUUCCCCGCCGUCAUGGAGCCCGCCUUCAUCAUCAGACACUACGCCGGGAAGGUCAAGUACGGAGUCAAGGACUUCCGGGAGAAGAACACGGACCACAUGCGUCCGGACAUCGUGGCGCUGCUGAAGAGCAGCAAGAACGCGUUCGUGUGCGGCCUGAUGGGCAUCGACCCCGUGGCCACGUUCCGCUGGGCCGUGCUGCGGGCGUACUUCAGAGCCCUGGUGGCUUUCAGAGAGGCCGGCCGCAGACACACACACAAGAAGACGGGGAACGAUGCAGCAGUUCCCUGUGCUGUCGUCAAAACUGUGGACAGCUUCAGUUUCCUCCAUCACCCGGUUCACCAGAGGAGCCUCGAGAUCCUCCAGAGAUGCAAAGACGAGAAGUACAGCAUCACCAGGAAGAAUCCUCGGACUCCUCUGUCAGAUCUUCAAGGCACCAACGCUCUGAACGAGAAGGCCAGCUGGGACGGCUUCGGCUGUAACGGUCGCAGCUCCCGGUCGGGACGUCUGUCCUCGGCAGGAAGUCCCGCCCUCGAAGAAGACGGGAUCUUCAUCAACUCGACCAGCAGCAAACUGCUGGAGAGAGCUCAGGGCAUCCUGCUGAGGAACAAAAACAUUAAAAGCAAGCCGAGCCUCCCCAAGCACCUGCUGGACGUGAAGUCUCUGCGCUACCUGAGCGGCGUGACGCUCCACGACCGCAUCACCAAGUCUCUGCUGCACCUGCACAAGAAGAAGAAACCUCCCAGCAUCAGCGCUCAGUUCCAGGCGUCCCUCAACAAGCUGAUGGAGACUCUCGACCAAUCAGAGCCGUACUUUGUCAAAUGUAUCCGCUCCAACGCAGAGAAGCUGCCGCUGCGUUUCAACGACAGCCUGGUGCUGCGUCAGCUGAGAUACACGGGGAUGCUGGAGACGGUCCGGAUCCGACAGUCAGGAUACAGCAUCAAGUACACCUUCCAGGACUUUGUGCGUCACUUCCACGUGCUGCUGCCUCGAGGAACCAGUCCCACCAAGUCCGGCAUCAGGGAGUUCUUCAGACGGAUCCACCUGCUGCCUGCUGGUUACCAAGUGGGACACACCAUGGUGUUCCUGCGGGAGGCGGAGCGCCAGCGGCUGCAGACCCUCCUCCACCAGGAGGUCCUGCGGCGGAUCGUGACUCUGCAGCGCCGCUUCAGGGCCGUGCUGGAGAGGAAGCACUUCGUGGACAUGAGGAGAGCCGCCGGCGUCGUCCAGCGCUGGUGGCGCUGCGUGCUGCUCAGACAGUCCACCGUGGACUCUGGCGACGAGGACGAGGCGGCGGUUUGCCUGCAGGCGGCCUGGAGGAGCUACAGGGAGCGCCGCAGGUUCCUGCAAGUCCGAGACUCUGCCGUCGUCAUCCAGAGGAGCUGGAGGAGCUACUGCCAUCGCAGAUCUGAGGCGGCUCUGACGGUUCAGACGGCGUGGAGAGGAUUCAGGGAGCGCAGCCGCUACUGCAGGACGCACCGAGCUGUGACGCAGCUGCAGGCGAGGAGCCGGGGACGCCUGGCAAGACUCAGGUUCAGGGAGGUGAAGGAGCAGCAUGACGGACAGCAGAGUCUUGCAGCAGAGACCGAGGCAGGAGACAUGGAGGAGCUGACCUCCUCAGGACAGGACGGUCACGUCCAGGACGUCUCAGUGGACCUGAGUGAAGACUCUCGGCCCGCUCCGUCAGACGUGUUAGAGCGAGAAGAAGACUCGGAGCGAAGUCGGAGCGCGGACGACACGAGCCACAAGAACCGGUCGAAGAGAGAGAGCCGGAGGAUGAGAGAGCUGGAGCAGGCCCAGUUCAGCUUAGAGCUGCUUAAGGUCCGGAGCACCAGCGUGCAGGAGGACCACGUCCCAGACGGCGUGGAGGACCCUCACAGACUCUCGCCCCGGGGGUCCCCCACCAGUCACGGAAGUUUUGAACUGCUCAGCGUGGAGGACAUGGAGACUGAAGGUUCGACUGCACCGAGAGAAGUCGUGGACGUCCAGCUGCAGGACGGGCUGAGGGACGCAAACUUUAACGAAAAGCUUGUGACGGAGCCGCCACACAGGCCGGAGACUCCCAGGGCGAUGUUUUAUAUCGCCUCGGACCAGAGUCCGCUUCAUGAACCCAAAUUUGAAAGCCCCAGCAAGUCGUACAGAGAGAGACGGGAGUCCACGUCUCGCAGGCCGGUCGUGGUGCUGAUCAGCAUGCAGAAGGAGAGUCCAGUGGAGGAGGGGGAGCUGCUGGCAGCCCCGACCCUGCAGGGACCCUCUGAAACUGCAUCCGGCUCCCAGGUGACCCCCGCGGUGGCAGCGUCCGACAUGCAGCAGCCUCAGGGGACCGUCCCCCAGGCUGAGGGUGAUGUCUCUGCAGUGGACAAGUCUUCUGUGGUCCCGUCUUCUUCAGGUCCAGAAUCAGGGAUUUGUGCCUCAGAGGUGGACAUCCAGAUCGUCCUGGAGCCGAAGUCCAUCGUCCCCGCCGCCGCCCCCCCCAGUCAGCCGGAGAGGAAGGCGACCCGGCCAGUGCAGCAGGCCCCCAGCCCGGUCCUGGACACCAAACCACCGAAGGCCCAGAAGAAGAGCUCAGCCCAGACCGUGAUCGUCAACAUGGUGGAGAAACCGUCCAACUCCGUAUUCUCCCCGCCCCGACGCAAGCUGCCCUUCUCCAAGUCGGAUAAAGAUUUGGUGAACCAGGAAAGGUCUCUGGCCAUGUUCAGAGACGACUCCAAAACUGCUGGAUCCAGAAAUAGAGAGGCCUCUCACAAAGACCAGAAGAAGAUCCACAAAACGAUGUCGUCAGGAGACCUCGGGAAGGUGGAGGUCCUCAGGAAAACCUCCAGCCACGACGGGAGCAGGAUGAGAGGAAGGAUUCGCUUCUGGAGUAAGACAAAACACGGCGAGAAGAAAGUGUCGAGAGAGAAACAGGCCGGGACGAGCGAAGCUGCAGAGUCACAGGAAGGUCCCUCCUCGCCCCCUCACAGUCCGGACCUGGAGGCGGGCCCCUCCCGGGGGGUCCGGGACCCUCAGGAGAACAAGGAGACGAGGCGGCGGCGCAGCGUGAAGAUCAGCAGCGUGGCUCUGGAGCCGGCCCAGUGGCAGAACGACGCGCUGCACAUCCUGAGCUCCGCCCACGACUACCGCAGCAUGAACGACUUCCUCAUGAAGAAGAUCGCUGACCUGGAGUCUGAGGACGGGAAGAAGGACACGAUGGUGGACGUCGUCUUCAAGAAGGCGCUGAGAGAGUUCAGGAUCAACAUCUUCAACUCUUACUCCACCGCGCUGGCUAUGGACGAUGGGAAGAGCAUCCGGUACAAAGACCUGUACGCUCUGUUCGAACACAUCCUGGAGAAGACGAUGCGUCUGGAGCAGAGGGACUGGUGCGAGUCUCCGGUCAAAGUCUGGGUCAACACCUUCAAGGUCUUCCUGGACGAGUUCAUGACCGAGUACAAGCCCAUGGAGGGGACCAUCGGCAGGGCUCCUAAACGUGAACGCAAGAAGUCGAGGAAGAAGGAAACGGACAUUGUGGAGGAACACAACGGACACAUCUUCAAGUCGACCCAGUACAGCAUCCCCACAUACUGCGAGUACUGCUCCUCCCUCAUCUGGAUGAUGGAUCGAGCCUGCGUCUGCAAACUGUGUCGAUACGCCUGCCACAGGAAGUGCUGCUCCAAGAUGACCACCAAGUGCAGCAAGAAGUACGACCCCGAGCUGUCGUCGAGGCAGUUUGGCGUGGAGCUGUCCCGUCUGACCAGCGAGGAGCGAGCCGUGCCUCAGCUGGUGGAGAAACUCAUCAACUACAUCGAGAUGCACGGCCUCUACACGGAGGGCAUCUACAGGAAGUCCGGCUCCACCAACAAGAUCAAAGAGCUGCGGCAGGGACUGGACACGGAUGUGAGCAUUGUGAACCUGGACGACUACAACAUCCACGUCAUCGCCAGCGUCCUGAAGCAGUGGCUGAGGGACCUGCCCAGCCCGCUGAUGACCUUUGAACUGUACGAGGAGUUCCUCAGAGCCAUGGGUCAGCCAGACAAGCGUGAGGUGAUCCGGGGCGUGUACUCGGUGAUCGACCAGCUCAGCAGGACGCACCUCAGCACGCUGGAGCGCCUCAUCUUCCACCUGGUCCGGAUCGCGCUGCAGGAGGAGACCAACAGGAUGUCGGCCAACGCCCUCGCCAUCGUGUUCGCUCCCUGCAUCCUCCGCUGCCCCGACACCAUCGACCCGCUGCAGAGCGUCCAGGACAUCAGCAAGACCACCGCGUGUGUGGAGCUGAUCAUCAAUGAACAGAUGAGCAAGUACAAAGCUCGUCUGAAGGACAUCAGCAGUCUGGAGUUUGCAGAAAGUAAAGCGAAGAGCCGGCUGACCCACAUCAGGAGGUCCAUGAAACCCGUACUAAUUGCUGUUAGGUUUAUGAGCAUAACCCGCACUGCCACCCCGCCUAACUCAGCUAAACUUAAGAGCAAAAGCCGAGUUCGGCAGAGCAGCACCCACUCCACGUCGCCUCCUCUCAGCCCCAGAGUGCCGCCUGUGGUGGUGGAUGGAGAGACUGCAGGAGGAGGAGGAGGAGGAGGAGGAGGAGAAAGAGGAGGAGGAGGAGGAGGGGAGGAAGCAGCGGAGGGCGGGCUGAACGAGCAGCAGCAGCUGGCGAUGCAGCAGGAGGAGCGAAUCCUCACCGAGCAGAUCGAGAGUCUGCAGAAGGAAAAAGAGGAGCUGACGUAUGAGAUGUUGAUCUUGGAGCCGCGGACGUCUGACGAUGAGACGCCUGAAUCUGAAGCGUCCAUCGGCACAGCGGACAGCUCCGAGAACAUCGCCAUGGAGACGGAGGGAGCCACGUCAGACCCCUCAGGUCGCGGCACUUUUCGCUCCAGGAAGUUGGAGGCGAAGGGCAGACGAGCUCUGCGCCGUCAGCCCGACUCGCAGGACUCGGCCGACUCCACGUCCACCGUGUCCUCCUACCACCCGUCCUCCUCUCUCUCCUCCAACGCCUCCGGCUCGCCCUCGCCUCACUACCGCUUCCGCUCCUCCUCCUCGGGGCCCCUGCUCACCUCCUGCGGCCUGGGGGCCCCGCUGGCGGAGGCGGAGGGGAGCCACGGCGCCGGCAAGACGCGCCACCGCCUCCGGCUCAGCCGCAGCUCGCCGCGGGAGCCCUCGGGAGGCCACCGCAGGGACUCGGACUUCGGCUCGGGGCCGCAGCAGCUGGUUCUGUACGGCAACAACGAGUUCAUGGUGUGAAGGACCCGACGGAGAAGGAGCCGCCUGAGAAGAAGCGGAGGAGGGAGAGGCCGGGUCACGGGGCCAAGGAUCCUCAGCGCCCGCCCCCCUCCUCCCCUGGUCCAGUCAGAGCGAACGAAGAAAGACUGGAAAUAUGACGAGGUCGGAGACAGCGAAGACUCUGACCUCAGCGCCGUUUGUCCCCCGCUGGAGCCCCGGGGUCGGUCCGAGGAGAGAGAGAGAAGAAGAAGAAGAAGAAGAAGAAGAAGAAGGGAAGGACGGUUGGUGAGACACCGAGGAAACAAACCUGCAAAGCCAAAUCUUUUAAGCCCCGUCUUUAUUUUCAGCAUGUGGGCAGAAAGAAAUGUAGCCAUACGAGGGAACUGUAACCAAGCGACGCCACGUUUACACGGGACACAGCAGCCACGAACGAGGCUGAUCUCCAUCACACCUUUAUCCUACGUCAGUUUGAAGAGACUGUACAGAAAUAUGUUACAUUAUUAUUAUUAAUUAUUAUUAUUAUUAUUAUGUUGCUACGGUGGCCCUGAAAGGUC